CAUAAGGUUCAUAGGAAGCAGGCCAAAAAAGUCAUAAGAAAUGAAAUUUGUUGCAAUAUUUCUGAUUUUGUGGUGGGCGACGGAUGUGCAAUGCGGUCCAAUACCAACAACUACAGUUUCUGACUAUUUUAAAAACUAUCAUAAUGUAGAUCGUCAUAAUUAUCGUGACAAUCGUCGCAAUGAUUCCGAUAACCGUAGUGAUGAUCGUGAUAGCAGUCGCGAUGAUCGUGAUAACACUCGCGAUGAUCGCGAUAACCGUCACGAUGAUCCUGAUAAUCGUUAUGACGCUUCACUUAAAAAACGAAAAACUCGACCAUACCUGCAAAAAACAACAACUUCACCAUGUGAGGAAGAAACAACGACUACGUGUUCAGAGGAAACAACUACUCCAUGCCCUGAGGAGACAACUACUUCAUGUGCGGAAGAAACGACUCCACCAUGUGAUGAAGAAACAACGACUCCGUGUGCGGAGGAAACAACUACUCCAUGCCCUGAGGACACAACUACUUCAUGUGCUGAAGAAACGACUACCCCAUGUGAUGAAGAAACAACGACUCCGUGUGCGGAGGAAACAACUACUCCAUGUCCAGAGGAAACAACUACUCCAUGUGCGGAACAAACAACUCCACAAUGUGAGGAAGAAACAACGACUACAUGCCCUGAGGAGACAACUACUACGUGUCCAGAGGAAACAACUACUCCAUGUGCGGAAGAAACGACUCCACCAUGUGAGGAAGAAACAACGACUCCGUGCGCGGAGGAAACAACUACUCCAUGUCCUGAUGAGACAACUACUCCAUGUGUUGAAGAAACGACUACCCCAUGUGAGGAAGAAACAACGACUCCGUGUGCGGAGAAAACAACUACUACAUGUCCAGAGGAAACAACUACUCGCUGUGCGGAAGAAACGACUCUACCAUGUGAGGAAGAAACAACUCAACCAUGUGAGGAAGAAACAACGACUCCGUGUGCGGAGGAAACAACUACUCCAUGCCCUGAUGAGACAACUACUCCAUGUGCUGAAGAAACGACUACCCCAUGUGAGGAAGAAACAACGACUACAUGCCCUGAGGAGACAACUACUACAUGUCCAGAGGAGACAACUACUCCAUGUGCUGAAGAAAUUACUACCCCAUGUGAGGAAGAAACAACGACUCCGUGUGCGCAGGAAACAACUACUACAUGUCCAGAGGAAACAACUACUCCAUGUGAGGAAGAAACGACUCCACCAUGUGAGGAUGAAAUAACUACUCCAUGUCCUGAGGAGACAACUACUCCAUGUGUUGAAGAAACGACUCCACCAUGUGAGGAAGAAACAACGACUCCAUGUGCUGAGGAAACAACUACUUCAUGUCCAGAGGAAAUAACUACUCCAUGUGCGGAAGAAACGACUCCACCAUGUGAGGAAGAAACAUCGACUCCAUGCCCUGAGGAAGCAACUACUAUAUGUCCAGAGGAAACAACUACUACAUGUGCGGAAGAAACGACUCCACCAUGUGAGGAAGAAACAACGACUCCGUGUGCGGAGGAAACAACUACUACAUGCCCUGAUGAGACAACUACUCCACGCCCUGAUGAGACAACUACUCCAUGCCCUGAUGAGACAACUACUCCAUGUGAGGAAGAAACAACGACUCCGUGUGCGGAGGAAACAACUACUCCAUGUCCAGAGGAAACAACUACUACAUGUCCAGAGGAAACAACUACUCCCUGUGCGGAAGAAACGACUCCACAAUGUGAGGAAGAAACGACUCAACCAUGUGAGGAAGAAACAACGACUCCGUGUGCGGAGGAAACAACUACUUCAUGCCCUGAUGAGACAACUCCUCCAUGUGAUGAAGAAACGACUACCCCAUGUGAGGAAGAAACAACGGCUACAUGUCCUGAGGAGACAACUACUCCAUGUGUUGAAGAAACGACUACAUCAUGUGAGGAAGAAACAACGACUCCAUGUGCGGAGGAAACAACUACUUCAUGUCCAGAGGAAAUAACUACUCCAUGUGCGGAAGAAACGACUCCACCAUGUGAGGAAGAAACAACGACUCUAUGCCCUGAGGAAACAACUACUACAUGUCCAGAGGAAACAACUACUCCAUGUGCGGAAGAAACGACUCCACCAUGUGAUGAAGAAACAACGACUCCAUGCCCUGAGGAAACAACUACUACAUGUCCAGAGGAAACAACUACUCCAUGUGCGGAAGAAACGACUUCACCAUGUGAGGAAGAAACGACUUCACCAUGUGAGGAAGAAACAACGACUACGUGUGCGGAGGAAACAACUACUCCAUGCCCUGAUGAGACAACGACUCCGUGUGCGGAGGAAACAACUACUACAUGUCCAGAGGAAACAACUACUUCAUGUCCAGAUGAAACAACUACUCCAUGUGAGGAAGAAACGACUACUCCAUGUGAGGAAGAAACGACUCCACCAUGUGAGGAAGAAACAACGACUCCAUGUGCGGAGGAAACAACUACUUCAUGUCCAGAUGAAAUAACUACUCCAUGUGCGGAAGAAACGACUCCACCAUGUGAGGAAGAAACAACGACUCCAUGCCCUGAGGAAACAACUACUACAUGUCCAGAGAAAACAACUACUCCAUGUGCGGAAGAAACGACUCCACCAUGUGAUGAAGAAACAACGACUCCAUGCCCUGAGGAAACAACUACUACAUGUCCAGAGGAAACAACUACUCCAUGUGCGGAGGAAACGACUCCACCAUGUGAGGAAGAAACAACGACUACGUGUGCGGAGGAAACAACUACUCCAUGCCCUGAUGAGACAACGACUCCGUGUCUAGAGGAAACAACUACUACAUGUCCAGAGGAAACAACUACUCCAUGUGCGGAAGAAACGACUCCACCAUGUGAUGAAGAAACAACGACUCCAUGUCCUGAGGAAACAACUACUACAUGUCCAGAGGAAACAACUACUACAUGUGGGGAAGAACCGACUCCACCAUGUGAGGAAGAAACGACUCCGUGUGCGGAGGAAACAACUACUCCAUGCCCUGAUGAGACAACUACUCCAUGUGCUGAAGAAACGACUACGCCAUGUGAGGAAGAAACAACGGUUCCGUGUGCGGAGGAAACAACUACUUUAUGUGCGGAAGAAACGACUCCACUAUGUGAGGAAGAAACAACGACUCCUCCAUGUGCGGAGGAAACAACUACUCCAUGUCCAGAGGAAACAACUACUCCAUGUGCGGAAGAAACGACUCCACCAUGUGAGGAAGAAACAACGACUCCAUAUGCUGAAGAAACGACUACCCCAUGUGAUGAAGAAACAACGACUCCAUGCCCUGAGGAGACAACUACUCCAUGUCCAGAGGAGACAACUACUCCAUGUGCUGAAGAAACGACUACGCCAUAUGAGGAAGAAACAACGACUCCGUGUGCGGAGGAAACAACUACUAUAUGUCCAGAGGAAACAACUACUCCAUGUGUGGAAGAAACAACGACUCCAUGUGCUGAAGAAACGACUACCCCAUGUGACGAAGAAACAACGACUCCAUGCCCUGAGGAGACAACUACUCCAUGUCCAGAGGAGACAACUACUCAAUGUGCUGAAGAAACGACUACGCCAUGUGAGGAAGAAACAACGACUCCGUGUGCGGAGGAAACAACUACUCUAUGUCCAGAGGAAACAACUACUCCAUGUGCGGAAGAAACGACCCCACCAUGUGAGAAAGAAACAACGACUCCGUGUGCGGAGGAAGCAACUACUACAUGCCCGGACGAGACAACUACUCCAUGUCCUGAGGAGACAACUACUCCAUGUGCGGAAGAAACGACCACACCAUCUCAAGAAGGAACAACUACUACAUGUCCUGAGGAGACAACUACUCAAUGUGAGGAAGAUAAACCUGCUUCAUGUGAAGAAGAAACAACUACUGCAUGUUCCGAAGAGACAACGAUUCUGUGCCCAGAGGAGCAACUGAUCCGAACCCGGAGGAAACAACGCCUUUAUGCCCGGAGGAAACAGCGACUCGAUGCCAGGAGGGAACGACUCGAUACCCGGAAGGAAUAACUUUGACGUCCUAAAUGAAAACGUAGAUCAAUUGAUGCCCUGAACUAACAACUUCACGUCCUUAUAACUAACACCCCAUGUCCUGAACUAACGAAGAUACAUAUUAAAAAUAUAUGUCGAAUUAGAGACAUAUUUCAUAGUACAUUAGACUCGAUAAAGCAUGCGUAGUGCGUAAAAUGUACAUUGUCAUUUUCGAAUAAAAUAGCGU
Molecule: messenger RNA, 4235 nt
Organism: Bradysia coprophila
Lineage: Eukaryota; Metazoa; Arthropoda; Insecta; Diptera; Sciaridae
Source: RefSeq, a predicted model, not a curated record